Messenger RNA from Zymoseptoria tritici IPO323, 516 nucleotides. RefSeq lists its product as uncharacterized. The transcript is spliced from 2 exons. The coding region runs from base 1 to 516 and encodes 171 amino acids. Lineage: Eukaryota; Fungi; Ascomycota; Dothideomycetes; Mycosphaerellales; Mycosphaerellaceae. The record is from RefSeq and is a predicted model, not a curated record.
AUGACCCGCAUUAAGCUCUGGGCUCGCAUCGGCAAGACAGUAAUCGAAGCUUCUGCACCCAUCCACGUCACGCGCGCGAAUCCCGAAGGACUUAAAACAGCACUCCCAUCCAUCCUCCACACCUGCUCCGCGCUCAGAAACGAACUCCUCCUCUCCUACUACGCAACCAAAGUCGAAAUCGAGAUGACACCCGCCUAUCCCUGUGAUACCAAUUGGUUCCGCGAAAACCUCGGCCGCUACCUGCGAGUAAUCGGUUCCGAUGCGGCAAGUGCACUCACAUCGAGCUACCACAGUGAUUGGUACUGGAGCGGCUGGCGGGAAGAAGACGUCGACGAGUCCAUGGCCGAACUACAAACGGACCUCCAAAAUGUGGAAGAUUGGAUCGGAUGCCACGUGAAAGUCGUGUCGAAGCGAGUCGAGCGUCGCGAUCAUCCACGACGUGACCAGCGGAUGCAUUGGGAGGUGUGUUUCGUGGAGACUCUACCGCUAGGGGAGCGGAGGAUGUUGCGUGACUGA